Capsella rubella is the source of this 1736-nucleotide messenger RNA. RefSeq names its product ankyrin repeat-containing protein At5g02620. The transcript has 3 exons. The record is from RefSeq and is a predicted model, not a curated record. Gene Ontology annotation, molecular function: protein phosphatase 1 binding; protein phosphatase regulator activity. Gene Ontology annotation, cellular component: plasma membrane. Bases 39 to 1724 code for a protein of 561 amino acids. Lineage: Eukaryota; Viridiplantae; Streptophyta; Magnoliopsida; Brassicales; Brassicaceae.
CCAUUAGCUAGUAUUAAACCAUUUGAGAACAAAGAAAAAUGUUAGCACCAAUCAUCGAUGCCAUCCUCAGAAACGACGUGGCCACUUUACUAGCUCUCGCAGAAGAGAAUCCAUCUGUAUUGAGGGAGAGAUACCACUGGGAUAGUAGUACUCACGGUGGUACGGUUUUGCACCUAGCGAGUAAGCUUGGGCAUAAGGAAGUUGUGGACUCGAUGAUUAAGCUUUGUCCUUCUCUUGUCUCUGUUACUAACCUUGAUGGUGACACUCCUCUUCAUUUUGCUGCUCGUUGGGGACAUGCCACCAUUGUGGCUCAGAUAUUAGCGUCUGGAUAUGCUGAGUUAACCGCGGUCAACGAGCGAGGGCAAACUGCUUUCGUUGUUGCUUGCCGCUACUCUCACCGCGAUAUCGCUAGUCUUAUUAUGGAAGAAACAAGUUUUAUCACCAUGGGGGAGUUUUAUGCAACGUUCGUUCUAAGAGAAUAUACUGAUAUCACAAGGAGAAUGCUAGAGAAGUUCCCACAUCUAGCUUGGAAUGCCGAUGGAGAAUUGUCCACCCCGUUGCAUCAUGCCUGCAAUGCCAACAACCUCGAGAUAACAAAAAUGCUUCUAGAGAUUGAUCAAAGCCUUGCAGAGAAGGUCAACAAAGAUGGUUUCACACCUUUGCAUUUGGCGGCCAUGAAAUGCUCAAUUCCAAUUCUGAAGGAGUUUUCGGAUAAGGCUCCAAGAUCUUUCGACAUACUAACACCAGCGAAAGAAACUGUUUUCCAUCUAGCUGCGGAACACAAAAACACGCCAGCGUUCCAUUUCAUGGCAGAGAGUUCCGAUAGAAACAAGCUUCUCCAUCAGGUGGAUAGAUAUGGCAACACUGUACUUCACACUGCGGUCAUGUCCAGCUGCUACUCCGUGAUAGUCUUCAUCACUUAUGAUACAACAAUCGAUUUCUACACGAAAAACACUCGAGGACUGUUAGCAGUUGAUCUUAUCAAUGUCGACGAUGAAGAUUAUGGUAAGAUAUCUCGUUGGCUCAGGUUUGAUGCAAAACAAAUCCGAAAUCCUACUGGUCCUAAUCGUCAACAAAGAAACCAUAACGUUCCGAAAAUGUCUGAACAUAAGAUGCAAAUCUUUGAAACCAAUGAAGCACAUACAAGCAAGGAAAGCAAGAUGCAUGAAGAAGCAUUGCAGAACGCAAGAAACACAAUCACAAUAGUCGCGGUUUUGAUUGCAUCGGUUGCCUUCACAUGUGGCAUUAAUCCUCCUGGUGGUGUCUAUCAAGAAGGUCCAUACAAAGGGAAAUCGACUGCUGGAGCAACGUUGGCCUUCAAAAUCUUCUCCAUAAGCAACAACAUCGCGUUGUUCACAUCCUUAUGCAUCAUAAUCCUUUUAGUAAGCAUUAUACCUUACAGGACGAGACCACUCAUGAACUGCUUGAUACUAACGCAUAGGAUGCUUUGGGUGGCUGUGGUAUCCAUGGCAGUUGCUUAUGUUGCUGCAGCUUCCGUGAUCAUACCGCAUAUUGAAGGAAUAAGAUGGUUGUUCACAACCAUUCUUUCUAUCUCUACUGUGAUGAUGGGAGGCUUGUCUGCGUUUAUGACUUAUAAACUCUUCACACACUGGUUGAGAAAGAUGGCACUGAACCUAAAAUCUACAAUUAUAAAAAACAUCUGCAUAAGUUUACAGUUAUCUGACUGGCAAGUCGCUGGUACUGACGGAUAUUACUUCUACUGACAAAUGGUUUUA